AUGCAUUUGCUGGCUUUUGCUGCACUGUUGCUGCUGCUCUGCGUUCUGAGGCUAGGAGAGACAGCAAAUGCGAAAACACUAGACAUAAAUUGCAUGUUCCUUGGAUAUCCAGAAUUAGAAUACGACGGGUUUGAUCGAACUGAGGUACUGACAGAAAAAAAUUUUAAUAAGACUGUUUUUGCGAAUGACGCCAAAACAGUUGUAUUUUUUAACGAUGUGGAAGAAGACGAUCCAGAAUGGGAUCAGUAUGAGUGCUUUUUACAGGUUUGA
Gongylonema pulchrum is the source of this 270-nucleotide messenger RNA. The record is from the annotation of a GenBank genome assembly. Lineage: Eukaryota; Metazoa; Nematoda; Chromadorea; Rhabditida; Gongylonematidae.